Molecule: messenger RNA, 817 nt
Organism: Camelina sativa (false flax)
Lineage: Eukaryota; Viridiplantae; Streptophyta; Magnoliopsida; Brassicales; Brassicaceae
Source: RefSeq, a predicted model, not a curated record
AUGUCCUCUUCUCUCGUCGUCGUCUCCUUUGGCCUAACUACAUUACAUUAUACACACACACUACCACACACUUCACGCUCUCUCUUCUCUCUCUCUCUCACACCUUUCAUCAUCCCUUCUCUCUUUUAUUCUAUGUUCAUCAUCUAAGCUCCUCCCUCUCUCUCCUUCGCCGCCAUAGCUUCCACUUCCCUUUAAACAAAGCUGUACAGUUAAAAGCUUAAGGUUUAUUUUAAAUUUUUUUUUGGUUUGAAAAAUUCGAAAAAGAUGAAUCACUUUGCGGUACAACCAAACGCGUUCGCAGCUGGUGGAGAUUUGAGAAGCUCUGUUUCAGUUGUUGAAAGAGAUCAAACCACCGUCGUUUGCCCAAAACCACGUCGUAUUGGUCUCCGUAACUACCAUCAUCCUUCUCGAUCUCUCCGUUGCUACUUCAGUCAUCAAUUGGAGUUAUGUGAAUCUAAAGCAGAGACUGAUAUCUUAGAUAUCAUACUCACCAAGGAUGGUUAUGGUACAGAACAAGUUAAUACGCAGCAGCAGGUAAUAGACUCGCCGUCCCCGUUUUUAUGUGGGUCGCCGCCGAGCAGAGUCGCUAACCCAUUAACACAGGAUGCAAGAUUCAGAGAUGACAUCGUACUGGUCUCUUCACCACCGGUGGGUUUACCUCAGUCAUCCCCUUCUUCUACUACUUCCUCUGGGAGGAAAGGAGGAGGGUGUGUUGUUAGAGGCAAUUUUGGUAACAGCCCAGCGGUUAGGAUUGAAGGGUUUGAUUGUCUUGACAGGGACAGCAGAAACUGCUCUAUCCCUGCCUUGGCUUAGAGAU